Molecule: messenger RNA, 1700 nt
Organism: Papaver somniferum (opium poppy)
Lineage: Eukaryota; Viridiplantae; Streptophyta; Magnoliopsida; Ranunculales; Papaveraceae
Product: TOM1-like protein 5
Exons: 10
Coding region: 223-1458 (411 amino acids)
Biological process (GO): protein transport to vacuole involved in ubiquitin-dependent protein catabolic process via the multivesicular body sorting pathway
Molecular function (GO): phosphatidylinositol binding; ubiquitin binding
Source: RefSeq, a predicted model, not a curated record
GUGCCACUGCAAAUCCAACCGCCCAUUUCCUAUAGAUUCCAUAUACUCACACUUUCACUUUCUCUCUUUCAAAAAAAAAAAAAAAAACACAAAACAAAACAAAACAAAAAACAACGAACAGACGAAAAAGAAAAGAAAGAACUUUGCAGAGUCUAGUAGAAGAAGAACUAUCUAUCUGUCUGUAACUCAGGUCCAAUAUUUGAUUUUUAGAAGUAAGAAGAAAUGGCAAGUGAGCUUGUUAAUUUGGCAACAAGUGAGAAACUGACAGAAAUGGAUUGGAUUAAAAACAUUGAAAUCUGUGAACUAGUUGCUCAUGACCAAGGGGAGGCUAGAGAUGUUAUAAAGGUCAUUACACGACGAUUGGGAGAUAAGAACUCAAAUGUUCAGCUUUAUACUGUAAUGUUGUUGGAAGUGUUGAUUAAUAACUGUGGAGAACAUAUACACAGGCACGUCCUUGAUAUGGGAAUUCUUCCUAUACUGGUGAAGAUAGUGAAGAAAAAGAAGGAUCUGCCUGUACGUGAAAACAUAUGUCGUCUUCUCCAUGCCACACAAGCAUCACUUGGUGGAGCUUUAGGAAAGUUCCCUCAGUAUUAUGCUGCAUAUUCUGAGUUGGUGAAUGCGGGUAUACAGUUUCCUCAAAGACCUACCAUCUCCCCUGUGGAUCCUACUCCAGUGGCACCCAACGGUAGCUUAUCGCAAGUGAAACCUCUGUCUCCUAACCGUAAAGGGGUCGUCGCUCAACAAUCAGGUUCACAGAACUCAUCCGAAUCUAGUAUAAUCCAAAAGGCUGGUGCUGCUCUGGACGUUCUGAGAGAUGUGCUAGAUGCUAUUGAUACUCGGCGUCCUGAGGGGGCAAAUGAUGAGUUCACACUGGAUCUUGUGGAGCAGUGUUCAUUUCAAAAGCAGCGAGUAAUGCAUCUUGUGCUAACCUGUAGGAAUGAGAAUGUGGUUUCUCAAGCAAUUGAACUGAACGACCAGCUCGAGAAAGUACUUGUCAAACACGAUACACUUCUUGCAGUUCGUGCUGCAUCUAUUUCCAAUCCCUUUGUCUGUGAAGAAAUGGAGGAGGAAGAUCAAGAGGAACAGGCGUACCAACUUGUUCGUAGAAUGCGGAAAGGAAAAGCUUGUGUGAGACCUGAAGAAGGCCACCACAAGGAAAAAGCAUCUGCGAGUUUGUUAGGAAAAAUUGAACAUGAACGUUUGCUUCAUCGCCCUCUUAUAAGACCGACAACAAGUUCAGAGCAAAAGGAAUCUGUAAGUGAACCCCCUCUCCCCCCUCCAGCUGCUGCCACAAUAAUUCCUCUCCCCCCUCCAGCUGCUGCCACAAUAAUUCCUCCCCCACCAGCCAAACGAGUUGAAAGGGAGAGAUUUUUUCAGGAGAAACAGGUGGUAGAUGGCACAGAAUUGGAGGAUCAUGUAGCUAGCAUCUCACUGCAAGGCAAGAACUCGACCAAUUAAAUCGUUAUUUUCUAUAACUAUGAGUUGAUAAUUUUACUCUUUUCUAUUACUAUGAUGAUUUUACUCUGUAGAAAUUCUUUGCUCGUAUAUAUACAGUUGUUUACUCUGUAACCCACAUGGCUGUUAAUACAAGGGUCUAAGUCUUGUGGUGCGUUCUUGUUGAUCUUUAAGCGCCACUGGGAACUUCUUUUGCAUACAAUUGUCUCAACUUUUAAUUUUAUUAUUUGUUAUUGUCUCAAUUA